GCUGUCUGUCCUUCAGAGGAUUUCAGACAGUCUAAAUAAUGUCUGUGUCUAUAUAAUGUGUGUUUCUCCAGGAGAGCAUCGUGUGGUGUGUCCGACUCUGGUCGAGGCAGUAGAAGGUGAUGCUGUUACUCUGGGGGGUUCUCUGAGUCCUCCGCUCAACUUGACUCCUUACACGUUGGAUCUGAAGAGACUUGACCUCCGUGACGAUCUGGUCCACGUCUACCGACAUGGACAGGACCAUUUCCCUCCACAGAGUCAUCACUACAGAGGCAGAACAACUCUGAUCCAUGAGGACCUGAUCGGAGGAACCGUGACGCUGCACAUCUCCUCAGUAAAUCUGUCUGACUCUGGACCGUACCAAGUCUACGUCCCAGACCUGAAAGCCCGCUGUGAAUUUUACCUCACUGUUGAAAGAAAAGCGAACGGGACAAAGAGAAAUGAUUUCAGCACAUCUGGACCUCCAGUGGGAGAAGAGACCGAGUCAGACCAUCGGGGGGAUGGUGAGAACAGGAAGACUGCCCGUGCUGUUAUCCUUCCCUCUCUUCUCCUCCUCGGGACUCUCCUGGUUCUGGUUCUGGUUCUGAUGAGAGGAGAGAUCAAGAGUUGCAUCGAGAGGCUCAGAGGAAGGAAGGAGCAAGAACCAGAGACAGCAGGGAAUGGAUGUGAGAUGAAAAACCUGAACAUGGAAGCAGCAAAAGGAGAUGAAGACCUGGAGAGAGCUGCAGGAAAUGGAAACGUCUUACUGUAGGAAACCUCGUCUGAGAGCUUGAAUUCAAUUUCAUUUAUAGUAUCAAAUCAUAACAAGAGUUAUCUCAGGACACUUUACAGAUAGAGUAGGUCUAGACC
Molecule: messenger RNA, 846 nt
Organism: Perca flavescens (yellow perch)
Lineage: Eukaryota; Metazoa; Chordata; Actinopteri; Perciformes; Percidae
Product: myelin-oligodendrocyte glycoprotein-like
Exons: 4
Coding region: 56-748 (230 amino acids)
Biological process (GO): T cell receptor signaling pathway; regulation of cytokine production
Cellular component (GO): external side of plasma membrane
Molecular function (GO): signaling receptor binding
Source: RefSeq, a predicted model, not a curated record